AUAGAAAAUUAAAACAAGAUCCACCUCGAACACCCAUCCCCUUUCUUCUCUCUCUCUCCAAAACUCGAAUCUUUCUAGAUUGAGAGGGUCUGAUCCAACAUCAGCGACAACUACUGAUUUCCAUGUAAAUUCCCUGAAUUGGGUUUUUGAUUUGAGACAGAAUUUGCCAAGUAUACCCUAGUAGAAAUGAGGGAAGAUGAGUCCAAUUGGUUUUCAAAGUGGGAAGAACAACUGCCGUCGCCGGAAGACCUUAUGCCCUUAACUCAAACCCUAAUCACUCCUGAUCUAGCAAUCGCCUUUGAUAUCCGGAGCCCACAUAACCUCCACUCACCUUCACUUCAACACCACCAACAACCACCACCGAUUUCAACCCCUUCUUCUCAACCCAAUUCCGGGGAAUUUGAUUCCCCUGAACUCGGCGGAGGUGGAGCCGGCGAUGAACCAGCUCGCACCCUCAAACGCCCACGUCUCGUCUGGACUCCGCAGCUUCACAAGAGAUUUGUCGAUGCUGUAGCUCACUUAGGGAUCAAAAACGCCGUACCCAAAACCAUAAUGCAGCUCAUGAGUGUUGACGGGUUGACUCGCGAAAACGUCGCUAGUCAUCUCCAAAAAUACAGACUUUACCUCAAACGUAUGCAGGGUCUUUCUUCCGGUAGUGGAAACGGCUCCGGUGGAGAUCCUGCCACCGAUCAUUUAUUUGCGAGUUCUCCGGUGCCAGCUCAUUUUCUGCAUCAGGGUCGUCCGAAUUCCGACCACUACUUACCCUACGUCCCUGUCGCCGCCCUACAACAGCAGCACCACCACCAGCAGAUGGCUGCUGCCGCAGUCGUCGCCGGACAUCAUCAUCCUCAAUUGCAGCCUCGGUAUGGGCAAAUUGGGCAUUUUGGGUCGCCGCGAAAUGGGCAAUUUGAGCAUCCAUUUCUUAAUAGACAAUCGCAUUCACAUUCGCAUUCGCAUUCGCAGCAACCCAUUCAUAGGGUAGGGACUCCAAUUCAUAAUUCUGUUCCAUCAUCUUAUGUUGAUGAUCUUGAAUCAGCAAAUGGUAGAAAAGUUCUGACUUUAUUUCCAACCGGAGAUGAUUGAUUGACUUUUGGGGUGAUGAUGAAGUCAAAGUCAAAGGCAAAAUACUUGAUAUAUUGAGCUCGAACAUGAGAACUAACAAAGAGAAUCACUGCGAGCUUAUAUUUGCAGACAGCAAUGGUAAAUUUGAUACUGGAUUGCUCGGUAAAUUAUGUUUUUCAAUUCUGUAAGCCUUCUACUUUUUUUUUUUUUUUUUGUUAUCAAUCUAGUUUAGCUUUGUAGAGAUGAGUUCUACUUUGUUGUAAAUUGUGGGUUUAUCAUAAACUUCAAAACUUGUUAUAUUGGUGGAUCUUUUCAGGGGAUAAUAAAUAUUAUUCUAGUUUAACAAGCUCUAAAUUCCUGAA
Lactuca sativa (garden lettuce) is the source of this 1424-nucleotide messenger RNA. RefSeq names its product Homeodomain-like superfamily protein. Lineage: Eukaryota; Viridiplantae; Streptophyta; Magnoliopsida; Asterales; Asteraceae. Gene Ontology annotation, biological process: regulation of DNA-templated transcription. Gene Ontology annotation, molecular function: DNA binding; DNA-binding transcription factor activity. The record is from RefSeq and is a predicted model, not a curated record. Gene Ontology annotation, cellular component: nucleus.